This is a messenger RNA of Beta vulgaris subsp. vulgaris (sugar beet), 1889 nucleotides long. Its product is annotated as alkane hydroxylase MAH1. Bases 162 to 1622 code for a protein of 486 amino acids. The transcript has a single exon. The record is from RefSeq and is a predicted model, not a curated record. Gene Ontology annotation, molecular function: iron ion binding; monooxygenase activity; oxidoreductase activity, acting on paired donors, with incorporation or reduction of molecular oxygen. Lineage: Eukaryota; Viridiplantae; Streptophyta; Magnoliopsida; Caryophyllales; Amaranthaceae.
AGAUGAUAUCCUAUUAUCUGACGUUGGAAGCACCACGUUCUCUAUGGUUUUAUCACACAUAACUAAGAAAUAAAAAUACAACUGAUUCAAAGAAUGGAAACCCAUUAAAGAAACGGAAGCCAUUACUGCGUAACUCGAACUUAAAUACUCAUAAUUUAGUGAUGGAGUAUCUUAAAUUCUCUCUAGUUUUCCUUUCAUUUUUCCUCUUUUGGAACAUUUUCCGCAACAAAAGUGGCACCCCCACAAACUGGCCUCUUGUGGGUAUGUUACUUCCACUUCUCAGAAACGUUAACCGAAUUCACGAUUGGGUGUCUGAAAUUCUAGAAACAUCCCAACUAAGUUUCCUUUUCAAAGGUCCUUGGUUUACCAACAUGGAGAUGCUUGUCACUGUUGAUCCUGCUAAUAUACACCAUAUCAUGACUAAAAAUUUCUCUAAUUACGCAAAGGGAACCAAGUUUAAUGAAAUAUUUGAUGUUAUGGGAGACGGUAUCUUCAAUGUAGAUUUUGAUUUAUGGAAGUAUCACCGUAGUAUGGCACAUACUUUCAUCGGUCACCCUCAAUUUCGACAUUUUUUGGUAGUAAAGAUUCAGGAGAAAGUAGAGAAAGGUCUAAUACCGGUCCUUGAUCAUGCAGCUAAUGAAAGGUUAGUAGUUGAUUUGCAAGAUAUAUUUGCGAGGUUUACGUUUGAUAACAUAUGUACUCUUGUUAUGGGACAUGAUGUUGGAUCUUUAUCUAUUGAUUGGCCUCAUGUACCUUUCUCAAAGGCAUUAGAUGAUGUUGAGGAGGUGAUUUUGUAUCGUCAUAUAGUUCCUAUGAGUGUGUGGAAGGUUUUAAGGUGGUUUAGGAUAGGCAAAGAAAGGAAGUAUAAAAGGGCUUGGGAGAUACUAGAUGAAUUUAUCUAUAAAUGCAUAGCUAAAAAGAGAGCAGAGUUGGGGAAAAACGAGGUAGUUGGUGUUGAUUUAUUGACGUUAUACAUGGAUAAAAGCCAAAACGUUAACGUUAAGGAUGCUAGUGACAAGUUUUUAAGGGAUACUAUACUAAGUUAUUUUAUAGCUGGACGAGAUACGACUAGUUUGGCUUUAUCAUGGUUCUUUUAUCUCCUUAUAAAGAACCCGAGAGUGGUAUCCAAGAUCCGAGAUGAACUAGAAAAGAAGAUGACAAAAAUCGACGAUUUUAACAAUCUAGUUUAUCUUCAUGGAGCAUUGUGUGAAGCAUUGAGAUUGUAUCCUCCGGUGGUGUUCCAGGCAAAGGGUCCAACUAAACCGGACACACUUCCGAGUGGGCACGAGGUAAAUCCAAAUAUGCAAAUCAUCUUUAGCAUGUAUGCCAUGGCAAGGAUGAAAUCAAUAUGGGGAAAUGAUUGUUAUGAAUUUAAGCCAGAGAGAUGGAUAUCAGAAAGUGGAAAGAUUAUACAUGAGCCAUCAUAUAAGUUCUUAGUCUUCAAUGCUGGGCCGAGGACUUGUUUAGGAAAAGACAUGGCUUUCACCCAGAUGAAGGUGGUUGCUGCCACUAUAGUAAAAAACUAUGAGUUUCAAGCACUGGAAGGACAUCUAGUUGUCCCAGACAUCUCUAUAAUGCUUCGUAUGAAGUAUGGGUUAAAAGUUCAGGUUUUCAAAUCUUAGGUUUGUACUUUGUAAGAUGAGAUGUUAAGAUUUCACUUCAACUAUUGAGGGUCCUUUAUAUUAUUGUUGGAAGAGGAACUAAUAACGGGUGAGUGAUGAUUCAAAGUAGUUGCUUGUGGAUAGGAACACCUGUAUUUAGUUUGAUUAAGUCAAAUGUAGCGUGUUAAGUCUUUCGCUUGUAACUAGUUUGUGGGUGUUAGGUUGUUGAGAUCUUGGUGGUGGAAUAAGCAUGGUCAUCAAAUCAUGGGAAUUUGUUCCUUAUUUUCA